This is a messenger RNA of Myxocyprinus asiaticus (Chinese sucker), 7358 nucleotides long. Its product is annotated as CLIP-associating protein 1-B-like. Gene Ontology annotation, cellular component: mitotic spindle; cytoplasmic microtubule; spindle microtubule. The transcript has 43 exons. Gene Ontology annotation, molecular function: microtubule binding; kinetochore binding. Gene Ontology annotation, biological process: mitotic spindle assembly. The coding region runs from base 473 to 5329 and encodes 1618 amino acids. Lineage: Eukaryota; Metazoa; Chordata; Actinopteri; Cypriniformes; Catostomidae. The record is from RefSeq and is a predicted model, not a curated record.
CUCCAUCAUUGUGUCUACAGGACAGGAGCAGCAGCAGCAGCAGCAACAGCACACACACAAACCUCGCUUACAUUUCAUAACCCAACCCGUGUCAUUUCACAUAGAAACCACCACGAAAUUCGACAGGGGAGGACUGCUGAAUUAUGAUGCAAUGCUGUGCCGGACCCUCCCUUUCCUGCUCUAGUUACCACUACUUCUCCUGCCACUGCUAGUGGUUUGGCUGCCUCACUACUAAAAGGAAAAAAAGAAGAAAUCGCAAUCCACAUCAGCUGUUGUCUAGUCACAUAUGGUGCAUCGUUUGCAUUCCAGAGCCUACAUCCCCUCCACUAGGCCUGUGACACUCACUGGAUUCAUCACCACAGGAUAUUAAAAAGUGUGUGUUCUUGAUUUCCCUGGAACGGACACACUAAAGGCCAUUUUUUACGUUUUUCCUCCCCACUGCCACACGGGUGGUGGCGGGACUUCGUAGACCAUGGAGCCCAAUAUGGAGUACUGUCUGACACAGGUGCUACAGAAAGAUGUGGCCCGCAGGUUGCAGAUGGGUUCGGAGCUCAUUGACUAUAUAACAGAUUCGGACAAGUGUCAAGACCUGGAAAGUGACCAGACUGCGCUGGAUAAAAUGGUGGAUGGUAUCGCCACCUCCUGGGUGAACUCCAGCAACUUCAAGUUGGCUUUGUUGGGAAUGGACCUUCUAUCUGCCUUAGUAACAAGAUUACAGGACCGAUUUCGACCCCAAGUUGGUACAGUUUUGCCCAGCUUGAUAGAUCGGUUAGGUGAUGCCAAAGAUCAAGUCCGAGACCAAGAUCAAACCCUGCUGCUGAAGAUCAUGGAGCAGGCAGCUACGCCUCAAUACAUAUGGGACAGAAUGCUGGGAGGUUUCAAACACAAAAACAACAGGACUAGAGAAGGAGUCUGUCUCUGUCUCAUUGCCACUCUAAACACAUAUGGUGCCCAAGGCUUAACCCUGAGCAAAAUUGUACCACAUAUAUGUAAUCUACUCGGAGACCCCACAAGUCAGGUUCGGGAUGCGGCCAUGAACUGCCUUGUGGAAAUAUACAGGCAUGUUGGAGAGAAGGUUAGGGUUGACCUUAGCAAAAAAGCACUGCCGCAGUCAAGGUUGAAUGUAAUUUUCAGCAGAUUUGAUGAAGUCCAAAGAUCUGGGAACAUGAUCCUCUCCUCGGGUUCAGAUAAGCACUUUGAUGACGAGGACUCUGUGGAUGGGGGCAGGUCCUCCUCCUCUUCCUCCUCUAAGGGCUUCUCCAACAGCAGGAGAGGGGGUAGCAUGGGCUCAAUGAGACGACCCAGUUCUGCUUCUGGAUCCAGGGUUGCAGGGAAGGACGGAGUCAGUGCUGGAGCUGUGGAUGAGGAGGAUUUCAUUAAGGCUUUUGAAGAUGCACCUGCAGUGCAGAUAUAUUCCAGUAAGGAGUUGGAGGACUCCAUGAAUAAGAUCCGUGAAGUACUAUCAGAUGACAAGCAAGAUUGGGAGCACAGAGUUACUGCUCUGAAGAAAGUGCGGUCACUGGUUCUGGCUGGUGCAACCGAACACGAGGGUUUCCUUCAACAUCUCCGGCUUUUAGAAGGUGCCUUCAAGCUCUCUGCUAAAGAUCUUCGUUCCCAAGUAGUUCGAGAGGCCUGUAUCACGUUAGGGCAUCUGUCCUUAGUGUUGGGGAAUAAAUUUGACCACGGAGCUGAAAGCAUCAUGCCCACGCUGCUCAACUUGGUGCCCAACAGCGCCAAAAUUAUGGCAACAUCCGGAGUAGCAGCCAUCCGCCUCAUCCUGAGACAUACACACUUCCCACGCCUUAUCCCAAUCAUCACCAGCAACUGUACAUCCAAAUCCGUGGCUGUUCGAAGACGGUGUUAUGAGUUUUUAGACCUGUUGUUGCAAGAAUGGCAAACGCAUACUCUAGAGAGGCAUGUGGCGGUGCUCACUGAGACCAUUAAGAAGGGGAUCCAUGAUGCUGAUUCAGAAGCCAGAUCUGUGGCCAGAAAGUGUUACUGGGGAUUCCAUGGCCAUUACAGUCGGGAGGCGGAGCACCUGUUUCAGGCGUUGGAGUCGACCUAUCAGAAGGCCCUUCAGUCUCACCUGAAGAGUUCUGAUAGUAUAGUGUCUCUACCGCAGUCUGACCGCUCCUCAUCAAGCUCGCAGGAGAGUCUCAAUCGGCCGCUGUCAGUGAAGAGUGUCAUUGGAGCCCCCGUUACAAGAAGUAAAGUGAUGGGCUCUAGGGUGUCUUCCACACCCGGCACCCUCCAGCGUUCCCGCAGUGAUGUAGACGUGAACGCCGCCGUCAGUGCCAAAACCCGCAUUUCCACGGUAACCUCCCCGUCUCCCUUCAGCUCCGCCGCGGCCCUGCCGCCAGGCUCCUACGCCUCUCUGGACGGUGCACCUGGUAAACUAGAUGGUCGUGUGCGCACCCGGAGGCAGAGCUCAGGCAGUGCGGUCAGCACCAGUAGUACUGUGAUAGAUAACCGUGGUCGAAGCAGAGCUAAAGUGGUGUCUCAAUCCCAGCCCGGCAGCCGAUCUAGCUCUCCAGGGAAGCUCUUGGGGCACACAUAUGGCAGAAUUCCUAGGGCCACAGCCCCAACAACACCCUCAGACAAGUAUUCGAGGAUCCCACGAAGUCAGGGCUGCAGCCGUGAGACUAGCCCAAGCAGACUGGGCCUUGCCAGGCUGUGUGGUAAAGCUCUUCUUCCUGCCACUUCUUCCUAUUGCACGCUAGCCCGGAGCAGUCGCAUCCCCCGACCCAGCAUGAGUCAGGGGUGCAGCCGUGACACCAGUCGCGAGAGCAGCCGCGAUACCAGUCCCGCUCGGGGCUUCAUUCCUCUUGUUUCCCGACGUCACUCUCGCUCUACCAGCGCUCUGUCCACGGCUGAACCCGUGGGCCAGUCAGACCGCCUGGGUCUGAUCCAUCAGGCCCGCAUUUCUGCAUCUGUCAAUGCUAUGAGGGUGCUGAACACAGGCACAGAAGUGGAAGCAGCAGUGGCUGAUGCCUUGCUGUUAGGAGACUCCAGAAAUAAGCGCAAGCCCUUGAGACGUAGGUACGAGUCAGAUGAUGACGCCAACAGUGAUGCCUCCAGUGCCUGUUCAGAACGUUCCUAUAGCUCCCGAAACGGAGGCAUUCCUCACUACCUGCGGCAGACGGAGGACGUGGCAGAGGUGCUGAACCACUGCGCCAGCUCCAACUGGUCCGAGAGGAAGGAGGGCCUGCUGGGUUUGCAGAACCUGCUGAAGAGCCAGCGCAUUCUCAGCCGAGUGGAGCUUAAAAGGCUGUGUGAGAUCUUCACCAGGAUGUUUGCAGAUCCUCACAGCAAGGUGUUUAGCAUGUUCUUGGAGACUCUGGUGGACUUCAUCACUGUGCACAGAGAAGAUCUCCAGGACUGGCUCUUUGUUUUGCUCACUCAAUUACUGAAGAAGAUGGGAGCUGACCUCUUAGGCUCAGUCCAAGCUAAAGUCCAAAAGGCUCUAGACAUCACACGAGAGUCUUUCCCUUUUGACCAGCAGUUCAACAUCCUGAUGAGGUUUAUUGUUGAUCAGACUCAAACCCCCAAUCUUAAGGUGAAGGUGGCCAUCCUAAAAUACAUUGAGUCCCUGGCACGGCAUAUGGACCCUGCAGACUUUGUGAACUCAAGUGAGACCAGAUUAGCUGUGUCCCGCAUUAUCACCUGGACCACAGAACCCAAAAGCUCUGAUGUUAGAAAGACCCUUCAUAACUGGGCAGUUGAGGAGUUUUCAGGCAGGCCCAGCACUACAGCUCUACUGCCAGGAGAGGGUCACAUGGAGGAGAGGUGCAAGCAGGCUGCUCAGGUGGUGCUGAUCUCACUCUUUGAGCUAAACACUCCAGAGUUCACCAUGCUGCUGGGUGCUCUGCCCAAAACAUUCCAGGAUGGAGCAACCAAGCUUCUGCACAGCCAUCUAAAGAACUCAAGCAACACUGGCAGCAUGAGUUCUCCGAGCAAUACAAUGGGCCGCACGCCACCCCGGCACCCCACCAGCAGGACCAGCCCCCUCACCUCUCCCACAAACUGCUCCCACGGUGUGGUGUCACCCAGUCGGUUAUGGGGUUGGAGUGUCGAUGGGCUCUUAAAGCACCCCCCUCCUCCUCCUUCGUCUCACUCCUCUAUUCCUGCUGGGCCCUCCCUCAGGGCCUUCCACUGUGCACUGUCACCAAGUAUGCUGGAGUACGACACAGAAAACAUGAACUCUGAUGAGAUCUUUAGCUCGCUGCGUGGUGUCACAGAGGCCAUCCAGAGCUUCAGUUACCGCAGCCAAGAGGACCUGAAUGAGCCAAUCAGACACGAUGGCAAGAAGGACGAUGCUGCUGGAAAGGAAGGGGCAUCUCCUGGGUCUGAUGCUAGACUGGGAAUGGAUGUAGUGGAAGGGGGUCGAACUGCUUUGGAUAACAAGACAUCUUUGCUCAACACACCGUCCCCGCGAUGUUUUGCUGGGCCACGGUCGCGUGAGUUCGCCCCAUAUGGCUACGGAGACACGAUCACGGCCUAUGACAAAAGCGCACUGAAAGAGGCCGUCUUUGAUGAUGACGUGGAGCAGUUCCGUGAAUGCCGUCGUCAAGACUGUGGUGAGAACAAGAUGGUACUGCCCAAGGGUUUUAAUCCUGACCUGGUGGCAGACCUACUGAAGGAGCUGUCCAAUCAUAACGAGCGAGUGGAGGAAAGGAAGGGGGCUCUGAUCGAGCUGCUGAAGAUCGCACGUGAGGACAGCCUGGCUGUGUGGGACGAACACUUCAAAACCAUCCUAUUGCUGCUAUUGGAGACACUCGGGGACAAAGAUCACACCAUCCGAGCACUAGCCUUACGGGUUCUGAAGGAGAUACUGAGGAACCAACCAGCGCGCUUCAAGAACUAUGCAGAACUCACCAUCAUGAAAACAUUAGAAGCCCACAAAGACUCUCAUAAGGAGGUGGUAAGGGCGGCUGAAGAGGCUGCUGCUACGCUGGCCGGCUCCAUUUACCCAGAGCAAUGCAUCAAGGUGCUGUGUCCUAUCGUACAGACUGCAGACUACCCCAUCAACCUGGCUGCUAUUAAGAUGCAGACCAAAGUGGUUGAACGCAUUGCCAAGGAGUCUCUGCAUCAGUUGCUGCCAGACAUCAUCCCUGGCCUCUUACAAGGCUAUGACAACACAGAGAGUAGUGUUCGCAAGGCCAGUGUGUUCUGUCUAGUGGCCAUCUACUCUGUGAUUGGUGAGGAGCUGAAGCCCUAUUUGGCCCAGCUCACGGGCAGCAAGAUGAAGUUGCUGAACCUGUACAUUAAAAGAGCCCAGACAACCAACAGCAACAGCAGCAGUUCUUCAGACGUCUCCUCUCACAGCUAGCCGGAUAGACUCUAAUCCGUGGCCUACACCUGCGUUUGGGAACAUAGUUGUGCCUCCUCCAAACAUCCUUUUUAUUGCUUCAUCACAAUCUUUCUGGAUUUUUCCAGGAGAGACGUGUUGCUCACCGCAAUCAAACUUUCUUUUCAUUCAACUCCAGGAAACCUCUUUGUUAAUCUCCAAUAAAUUUUUCCAUCGGUGGAACACUGAAUGUAAAGGGGUUGGGAUGGAGAGAAAAAAUGCAUGCCAGAGUUUUGUUAGGGUACAUACAGUAUCUUCCAUGAUUGGCAUUGCUUCCGUAAUUGGAGCAGAAAGGCUUUCUUCAACUUCUGAAGAGGUGAUUUGUAAACUACAUUUAAUUGUUAUAACUUAUUGAUGUAAGCAAGUGGUGCUACAUGUUUAAUUGACUUGUUUGGAUCCAUUUUAAAUGAGCACGGUUGGGUUAGCUAAUGCAUCACUUGAAUCUCAGUUAACGCUAGUGGAUCAUUUGGCUGGCCGAGUGAUAAAAGUAAAGAAAAGAGAAAAAUUUUAUUUGUAGGUUUGGCUACAAUGACAACCAAAAAAUGUAGAAUUAAAAGAAUAGCAUUCUUGUAUCCAUUUUUAUUUCUUGGAUGAGCAAGCUGACAUGGGACCACAAUAUCACAUCCCACAGUGUUGAAAAUGUAGGAAAUUCUUUUUUUGUUUGUUUUUUAAGUCUUUAGGAAGGCAAUUGUAAAGUCUUUGCAUAGAUUUUAUUUGCAGGAUUGAUGAUGUGUUAAAAAUUUGCCACAAAAUGGCCUCACCUCGAAACACAAGGACAAACUUCUGAAUGUAGAGUAUUCUUUCUUGGUCUAUUGAAAAAGUGAAGGGUUUUGUAGUAAAUUAUAAAUAGCCUCUACAAACAAGGUCAUUUUAAAAAGUUCUCAAAUGCUUGUCACUUCUAGUGAAAGGAGUUUAAAACAUGACCAGGAUCAUCCUCAAACAAUGAAUGAAACCCAUUUACCAUUAUGUUCUAGGAGCAAGAAGAUUGUGAUGGAAAAUUCAAAACUACUCUACCGUACGUUAAUUUGUUUCUGUUUUCAAAACUCAAGACUGUUAGGAUAUAAAUGCCCACAGGCAUUCUCACUACAGUGUUAAAGGAUGCCGCUGCAAGUUCAACACGUGUCUUUGAGGUGAUCCGUUCUCCAAGAGGUUUGGACUAUUUUUCCUUGUUCAUCUGCAGAAUUUUCCAUCUGAUGUUAAGUGCUGGGAGAUUAGUGUUUUGUACAUGUCUUUCAAUCAGUGCUUCUCACUCCCCCACAGAAAGGAAAAAAGGUAAAAAUGCUGUUGCACUCUUUUGCACGUUAACCAAUAGCCUGCAUGUUGAUGACAUAACCAUCCUGUGCUGACCUAGGUUUGGCUCUUUUAGAAAACUUGCCACCUCAGCAGACUGGUUGGUCUGUAAAUACAGUAUUAUCAUCGAUAUUAUUAAUAUUUUGCCCACCUGGGGAAGUAAGGAAGUGCAAAACUGAAAUAAGAGCUGACCAAAAUGCCUAUUUGUCCUCAGACUGUGAACCAGAUCAUAUUUGACAUUAAGGACAGAAAAUGAAAGCACCCUACUCUCAUGUAGUAUUAUAUACUGGGGCAUGUGGCUUUUAUUGGUAUGCAAAGUGUGCGAACCCUUGUUCGAUGCAGCAUUUCAUUCUAAUAAUUUUUAACCGAUUCAAACCAUGGACCAUGAUUUUGGUUUAAACUGAGGCUACACUCAAGGAAAAACCCAAACGUGAGGUUUAACAGUGCAAGUAUUAAUUUAAAAGCAGCUCUCUGCGUUUCCUAAAAUGUUGACCUCAAAUGGUAUUGUUCACUAAGCAUGUUAGAUUAAGUUUUGUCAUUGGACACUGAUACACUCUUGUAUUUAUACAUUUAUGUAAUUUCCUUCACUGUCCUAAUGUACAGGUUUUUUUUUUGGUUUUUUUUCCCAAAAGGCUUGUGAUAGAUUUACAUCAACUUAGCCCUAGAAAUAAAACUACCAGGAACAUGAAUUUAUUAUUAUUUUCAUCCCUGAUGAAAUGCA